Leptosomus discolor (cuckoo roller) is the source of this 908-nucleotide messenger RNA. The record is from RefSeq and is a predicted model, not a curated record. Lineage: Eukaryota; Metazoa; Chordata; Aves; Leptosomiformes; Leptosomidae.
AUGGAUCCCUGAAGUGGAGAAGUUUCAGCUUUCUUCAUGUAACUCUUCUGGGAUUGAUCGUCUGUCUUGUUUCUGCCCUUUCAUUGGGCCCAUUCAUCGUAUUGGGACAGCUGCCUCAAGUCAUUUCACGGCUUUUUCCCUUCAAACGAGGCCUCUGCCAUGCUUACUGGGCUCCCAACUUCUGGGCUCUGUACAAUGUCGUGGAUAAAGCCCUAACAAUUUUUGGUUUAAAGUGUAAUUUUCUUGAUCCCACAAAAAUUCCUAAAGCCUCGAUGACAGGAGGGCUGGUUCAAGAAUUUCAGCAUACUGUCCUCCCUUCAGUGACUCCACUGGCAACGUUAAUCUGUACUUUCAUAGCUAUAUUGCCCUCUGUUUUCUGUCUUUGGUUUAAACCUCAAGGGCCCAGAGGCUUCCUACAGUGCCUUGUUCUUUGUGCGCUGAGCUCCUUCAUGUUUGGCUGGCACGUGCAUGAAAAAGCAAUACUCCUUGCUAUUCUGCCUUUAAGCUUGUUGUCUGUUCAGAGAGCGAAGGACGCUGGCAUCUACCUGAUUCUGACAACCACAGGGCAUUUCUCACUUUUUCCAUUGUUGUUCACGCCAGCAGAACUUCCCAUUAAGAUACUGCUUAUGCUGCUGUUUACUGUUUAUAGCUUCUCCUCGUUGAAAUCUCUAUUCAGGAGAGAGAGGCCUCUCCUCAACUGGCUCGAAACCAUCUACCUCGCCCAACUAGUGCCUUUGGAAAUCUUCUGUGAAUUUAUAUUUCCUCUGACGCCCUGGAAACGGCACUUUCCUUUUGUCCCUCUGUUGCUGACCUCGGUGUACUGUGCUCUGGGUGUCGUGUACGCUUGGCUGAAACUCUACGUCUCGGUCCUGACGGAGCGGAUUUCUGUUCGGCAAAAGGCCGAGUAA